AUGAAGGAAUCAGCUCUAAUUCUUGUGUUCGCAUGCUUUUUCAGCAUCACCAAUGCACUUUGGCCCAUCCCACGACACCUCCAGAGCGGUUCGACAGCUCUUACGCUGGCGAAUGAGUUCCGCAUCGACACUUCAUCAAUUCAUGGCGUACCACAGGAUCUAUAUGAUGCUGUAGGGCGCACAAUGACAGUGCUCAAGCAUGAUCACAUGCAGCGCCUUGUCGUUGGUCGCGGGCCGGGUGAUGAUGUCGACUUGGGACGUGCGCAGAGGUUGAAACGGUUGGCACUGGAGAUUAUCAGCAAUACCAAUCACAAUAGAAGCAUGAACGAAGGAGAUGGAAAUCGAGUGAUGGUAAACCCUCUCGUCAUCCAUCAUGACCAUUUGCUUGAGAAUACUGAAAAUGAUAUUGAUUCUGGGGGAACCCCCUACGGCUUUCCACACUGCGAAAUAUAUGAACACGACGGACAACUACACAAAUGCAAUCACCUGCAGAGCAUUGCAGCCAACACCGCUCUACCUGCGGAAGAGCGCGACGAAUCGUACACCCUCACCGUUCCCUCCGACGGCUCUGAGGCCCGUCUACGUGCGAAUACAACACUCGGCUUGCUCCGUGGAUUAACAACGUUCAGCCAAAUGUGGUACACGUGGGAUAAUUGGACAUAUACUGUCGAAGCACCAUUUGAGAUUCUCGACGAGCCGUACUAUAAAUGGCGCGGGUUAUUGCUGGAUACGGCAAGGAACUUCUUUCCAAUCGGAGACAUCAAAAGAACAAUAUCUGCCAUGGAACUCACAAAGAUGAACAUAUUUCAUUGGCACAUUGUGGACUCACAAAGCUUCCCGCUCAACCUUCCUGAUUUCCCCGAGCUGGUGGCCAAGGGAGCCUACUCAUCAUCUAAACAAUACUCGACGAAAGACUUGGACGACGUAAUCUCGUUUGCAGCAGCUCGCGGUGUAGACGUGAUGCUUGAGAUUGACACGCCAGGCCACACAGCCGCUAUUCACCACUCUCAUCCAGAGUAUAUCGCUUGUUUCGAGAAAACUCCCUGGACGACCUAUGCCAACGAACCGCCUGCAGGGCAACUUCGCCUUACCGAACCAACUGUCGUCAAUUUCACUCAACGACUCUUUUCUUCUACGAUCAAGCAUACUCCUGGCAAGUAUUUUAGUACGGGUGGUGACGAGAUCAAUCGGCGAUGCUAUGAGGAAGAUCCGGUAGUCAAUAAAACUUUGACGGAGAGCGGCAAGACAUUUGAGCAAGCCUUGGCCACAUUCACGAAUCGCACGCAUGAGGUGCUGGUCAAAGCGGGGAAGAAGCCUGUUGUAUGGCAAGAGAUGGUGCUAGAUCACGGUGAUUUGGGUCUCCACAAAGAUACAGUCGUCUUGGUAUGGAUCUCGUCUGCCGAUGCCAAGGCCGUCGUCGAAAAAGGAUUCAAGAUUGUACACGCACCCAGCGAUUACUUUUAUUUGGACUGUGGACAUGGUGCCUGGGUCGGUGCGUUUCCGGAUGGGAACUCGUGGUGUGAUCCAUUCAAAACGUGGCAAAAGGCAUACUCAUUUGACCCUCUUGCCAACUUGACAACAACUCAAUCCACGCUCGUACUAGGGGGACAGCAACUUCUCUGGGCGGAGCAAUCUGACCCUUUCACGCUCGAUAGCACUCUCUGGCCGCGUGCGGCUGCCUCUGCCGAGCUCUUUUGGACAGGGCCAACCCAUCCAAAUGGGCAAAAGCCCAACGUGAAGGAGGCACUUCCAAGGCUGCACGACUUGAGAGGACGGAUGGUUCAGAGAGGCAUUCAAGCUGUGGCACUCCAGCCAGAGUAUUGUGCCCUCAGACCGCAUGCUUGCGAUCUCGUCUGA
This is a messenger RNA of Serendipita indica DSM 11827, 1857 nucleotides long. Lineage: Eukaryota; Fungi; Basidiomycota; Agaricomycetes; Sebacinales; Serendipitaceae. The record is from the annotation of a GenBank genome assembly.